AUGCCUACCGAAGCUGGUCAUAGACAUUCCUUCCAUAGGGGUCGCCACCUGAGCUACCAACGCUCCAGGCACGCCGUCCACUCCAAGACCUCUCUCAUCAAGAUUGAGGGCGUUGACGACACAAACGCUGCCAACUUCUACCUUGGCAAGAAGGUUGCGUACGUCUACCGUGGUCAGAAGGAGGUUCGCGGCACCAAGAUCCGCGUUAUCUGGGGCAAGGUCACCAGACCACAUGGCAACUCCGGCGUCGUCCGCGCCAAGUUCCAGACCCCUCUCCCCGCUAAGUCUUUCGGCGCCUCGGUUCGCAUCAUGCUCUACCCCUCCACCAUCUAA
Podospora anserina S mat+ is the source of this 333-nucleotide messenger RNA. RefSeq lists its product as uncharacterized. Lineage: Eukaryota; Fungi; Ascomycota; Sordariomycetes; Sordariales; Podosporaceae. The transcript has 4 exons. Gene Ontology annotation, biological process: cytoplasmic translation; ribosomal large subunit biogenesis. Gene Ontology annotation, cellular component: cytosolic large ribosomal subunit; ribosome. The coding region runs from base 1 to 333 and encodes 110 amino acids. The record is from RefSeq and is a predicted model, not a curated record. Gene Ontology annotation, molecular function: structural constituent of ribosome.